AUGCGUUCGAAAGAAGCAUGGGACACGCUGCGAACGACAUAUCAAGGUACUGCAAAGGUGAUUACUGUCAAACUUCAAACUUUGCGUAGGAAGUUUGAUAAUUUUAUUAUGGAAGAUGAUGAUGCUCUGGAUGAUUAUGUGUCAAAAGUUAUUGAUGUUGUGAAUCAAAUUCGAAAAUAUGGUGAGGAUUUAAGUGAGCAAAGGGUAGUUGAGAAAAUUCUUAGGGGUUUACCUAGGAAAUAUGAUCAUGUAGUUGCAGCUAUAGAAGAGUCAAAAGAUUUAAGUGUGUUAACUGUUGAUGAGUUGCAAGGCUCUCUUUAUUCUCAUGAUGAUAGGAUGAAAAGGUAUGGUAAUGCGUCUAUUGAGAAUGCCUUUUAUAGUAGGGCGCAAUACUCUCGUGGUGGAAAGGGCACCAGUGAAACAGACUUCAAUGACUGGCGUGGAGGAAAUUUAUCUCGUGGGAGAAGAAGAGGUAGGGCUAGUGGCCGAUUCAAUGGACAGAACCAACGUUAUAGAGAUGGUGAUAAAGGAGAAAAUAGUAGUCCAAAACAAUGCUACUAUUGUAGAAGGUACGGGCAUAUUGAGAGGUUUUGCAAGCUUAAAGAGAAGCAGGCUAACUUGGCUCAUGAAGAUAGUGAAGAAGAUGAGACAGAGAGCCUGUUCGUUGCAUGCUUCAGUGCUAAGGAGUGUUCUCCUAAAGUUUGGUACAUAGAUAGUGGCUGUAGCAAUCAUAUGACAAGUGAAUUAAGUCUCUUCAGCAACUUAGAUAAGUCAGUAACUAGUCGAAUUACGCUUGGUGAUGGAACUGUUUGUAUAGCAAAGGGAAAAGGUACUAUGCAGUUGAAUUCCCUGGGUCUUAAUUGCAUUCAUAAUGUUUUGUAUGUUCUAGAUUUAAAUUCUAAUUUGCUAAGUGUUGGGCAAUUUAUGGUGAAUGGGUAUUCACUUGUCUUUGAAGAAUUCAAUUGCUGCAUUUUUAAGGAUAAAUCGAAAAAGCGCCUGUUAGCUAGUGUUCCGAUGGCAAAAAAUUAG
Messenger RNA from Gossypium arboreum, 1029 nucleotides. RefSeq lists its product as uncharacterized. Lineage: Eukaryota; Viridiplantae; Streptophyta; Magnoliopsida; Malvales; Malvaceae. The record is from RefSeq and is a predicted model, not a curated record. Gene Ontology annotation, molecular function: zinc ion binding; nucleic acid binding. The transcript has a single exon. Bases 1 to 1029 code for a protein of 342 amino acids.